GGCCUGGAGCUCCAUCAGUUUUCAACUGUGUUGUUGAAAUUGGCAAAGGGAGCAAGGUUAAGUAUGAGCUGGACAAGACAAGUGGACUUAUAAAGGUUGAUCGCGUUCUUUACUCAUCAGUUGUCUACCCGCACAAUUAUGGUUUCAUUCCAAGAACUAUUUGUGAAGACAGUGAUCCUAUGGAUGUCCUGAUACUAAUGCAGGAGCCAGUGCUACCUGGUUCUUUCCUUCGUGCCCGUGCUAUUGGAUUGAUGCCCAUGAUUGACCAGGGAGAAAAGGAUGACAAAAUCAUAGCAGUUUGUGCUGAUGACCCCGAAUUCCGCCACUACAAGGACAUCAAGGAACUUCCUCCACAUCGGCUAGCUGAAAUCAGGCGAUUUUUUGAAGACUACAAGAAAAAUGAGAACAAAAAAGUUGAUGUUGAAGAUUUUCUUCCUGCUGAUGCUGCUAUGGAUGCCAUCAAGUAUUCCAUGGACCUGUACGCUGCUUAUAUAGUUGAAAGCUUGAGGCAGUGAGCUGUUCAGAAACUGAUCGGGCAGGAGGAUAUGACUUCAAACAUUACGUGAAUGAGAACAAACUUAAACAUUCUGAUACCGUUGCUGGAUAUUAUGCUUUUGUGGCAAUAUGUACUACUUUGUCUGCUUGCCUUCUGGCAAAAACAUGCAUCUGAAUUCUAAAUGUAAUUGUAUUUCUUGAUGUCAUAUUGUCGCUUGUGCAGAA
Messenger RNA from Neltuma alba, 720 nucleotides. Its product is annotated as soluble inorganic pyrophosphatase 2. Gene Ontology annotation, biological process: phosphate-containing compound metabolic process. Gene Ontology annotation, molecular function: magnesium ion binding; inorganic diphosphate phosphatase activity. The record is from RefSeq and is a predicted model, not a curated record. Gene Ontology annotation, cellular component: cytoplasm. The annotation marks the transcript as partial. NCBI's taxonomy places the organism in Eukaryota, Viridiplantae, Streptophyta, Magnoliopsida, Fabales, Fabaceae. The transcript has 7 exons.